ACCUUUCUAUGUCUAAAAAACAACAUAAAAGUAUUAAUUUAUGUUUGUUUAUCUUUUUAUAAUACAUUUUAUACCAACAAAAAUAGUGCCUUCCCAAAAAAAUCACAUGGCUUAUUUCCCCUGAAUACUCUCGAAAAGGUGUGCGUUUUAUCUACAUAUUGUAAUUUUCACAAGCGAUUUAUCACCGAUUAUCACACGUCUGGAACAUGUAACUAGCAAACUCAAAAAUAAGGAAUACCAAUUAAAUAAUUAUAAUGGAUAUUGAGUUUGAUGAGGAAUUAGACGGCAUUGAGGAGAUUGAUCAUACUGAUGUUGAUUCUGUACGGCCAUACAUGUACGAACCGGCGGUACCGGUUACGGACGAAACUGAUUCAACUGACACUGAAUCAGACAGUGAUGUUGAUCCCCUAGAACAUUCUGGCACAGAUCCUAACAAAUGGUGAGCUCUUUCAUAAGAUUUUAAAUGAAUUAUUAAUUCUUUUCAUCAUUACAAAUCUCUGCCUUUAUAGAGAGAAAACGUAUUACCCCACCCACUUUUGAAACUAUCGUUACCGUAUGACGAAUUACAUGGCGGCAUUUACAUAACAAUUUAGUCAAGCUUUUUUUUCAAAGUAAUGUAUACUUUUAAAUUUUGAAUUAAAAAUGCAUUGCAUAAAUGACUAUAUAAUAACAGUUAAAUUCAUUUUCGUAUUGUAUUUUCCUGGCUGAAUCUACAAUAGAACAAUUAUUUGACUGGCAUAUUAACAUUGUUGUAAAAUGCAUAUCUUUUUGCUUGGCAUUUUUAGGUGCACAUGUGGUCUCUGUUCUCGAAUGCCAACAUUCUUGGAAUCAGGAUGCUGUCAGGAGAAUGACAUAGUGAAGUCAAAAAUGGAAGAUCUACACUGUAUUACUGAGCAUGAAGGCUUUAUUGCAAAUUGUCUCAACAUUCAUGUCUUAGAGGCCUCGUAUUACGAGUUUGUACAGAGUGAGGGUUACCCUUUGGAAGGCCAACCCAUACAUGAGACUUAUCGCUAUCUGGCCUACAGAAGGUUUGUGAGAUGGAUUUUUCACACAUUGCCAAAGAAGAUGCGGAAAGUUCUACCAGCUUGUGUGGUUACCAGCAUAAGGACAAAAUUUCCAUCAGAGACGUACUGUGGUUUCAAAUACCCUACGAUGUAGAACUUUUCAGUGUCAGUUUGUGAUUUACUUUGGAUUUAUUUCAGUUAUUUACCUAUUAUUGAAUUGUUUUUCAAAGCCAUUACAAAUACAGAUCAGCACAGUUUUCUGUUGUUAUCUCUCAUCAUUGUCCUUUUUUUAAAGGACAAGAGGCCAUGAUCAUUGAUGUCAUUUUAUACUGAAUACAUACAUAUACCAGCAGUUCGAAAGAUUCA
Mercenaria mercenaria is the source of this 1370-nucleotide messenger RNA. RefSeq names its product P2X purinoceptor 7-like. NCBI's taxonomy places the organism in Eukaryota, Metazoa, Mollusca, Bivalvia, Venerida, Veneridae. The transcript is spliced from 2 exons. The record is from RefSeq and is a predicted model, not a curated record. Bases 757 to 1158 code for a protein of 133 amino acids.